AGGCACCGGCACGGCGGUCCCUAUGGGGAGAUAUGUGGAUCUUGGAUUCCCGCCCGCUGGGGUCUCCCUUCGUUUCCCGUUUCUGGGUUUUGAUGCCAACCUGCCUUAUCCCUGGCGCCCGACUUUUCUCCAAAAAGCCAAAGAAUACGACUGGACUAUUGUAGAGACUGCAUGCAGUAGCAAGGCCCCCUUCCCCAGCACGCUAGUUGCAUGUACGACCGUGAAAAAGAAUUGGGCUCUUCCAACAAUCGGGGGAUUGUCACCUGAUGCAUUCCGACUAGGGAUGUGCAGACCGCCUAAAACUUAAAUCCUAUUUUUUGCUGGCAAUAGUUGUCCUGUCCCGUUUCGUCAUAGUGCCCUUUAAUUUCCCUUCAGAUGCAAUCAUGUUUCUUUCCCUCUUAAGUGUCGCCAGGAAAGGGGGAGGGUGGGUAAGAUUGGGA
Messenger RNA from Aspergillus eucalypticola CBS 122712, 440 nucleotides. RefSeq lists its product as uncharacterized. Bases 23 to 307 code for a protein of 94 amino acids. The record is from RefSeq and is a predicted model, not a curated record. Lineage: Eukaryota; Fungi; Ascomycota; Eurotiomycetes; Eurotiales; Aspergillaceae. The transcript has a single exon.